ACCCGUGGUUCAUCACGAUGUGGUCCUCCAACUCCUUCAAGCUCGACUUCGUGGUCGGGUACGAAGACGUGCAGGUGGACGCGUGGCUCUACUCGGACCACCAGCGCUACUUCUUCUUCCAGCAGCUCUCGACCGUCGGCGCGCUGCUGCAGCUUGUCGCGCACGGGCCCGGCCAGUUCUCGGUCGACGAGGCGGACGCCGAGUCCAUCACAAUCACGUCGAUCACCUCGAAGGGCGCCGACUGAGCGGGCGCGCCGCCUCGCACCAGUGGCGCUCGGCUGCGGCGCCGCAACGCCCCCCCUCUAUUUUCGGUUCAUAGAGAUCUGUGAAAGGCGUGCGGGGGUGCAAUGCCACGAAUGGAUUCUCCCUAUUUUGUAUUUAGUAUUAUCGGCGAGCAAGUCAAA
Molecule: messenger RNA, 404 nt
Organism: Emiliania huxleyi CCMP1516
Lineage: Eukaryota; Haptophyta; Isochrysidales; Noelaerhabdaceae
Exons: 2
Coding region: 18-245 (75 amino acids)
Cellular component (GO): membrane
Source: RefSeq, a predicted model, not a curated record